AUGGAGGUCGUGACGGGGGCCAUGAGCACCCUCCUGCCCAAGCUGGGAAACAUGCUCAAGGAUGAGUACAACCUGCACAGGAAGGUCAGGGGCGAGAUCCUGUUCCUCACGGCCGAGCUGGAGAGAAUGGAGGCUGCUCUCAUAGAGGUUUCGGAGGCCCCGAUUGACCACCCACCUAGUAAACUUGUAAAGCUUUGGGCCAAGGAUGUCAAGGACCUGUCCUACGAAAUUGAGGACAGCGUCGACAAAUUCAUGGUGCAUCUCGACGGCCGUGCAGAGGAGAAGGCGCAGAGCUUCAUGGGUUUCAUCCACAGGAGCAUCGACCUGUUGACGAGGGCCAAGACGCGCCACAAGAUCGGCACCGAGGUCAAACACAUCAAGAGACGCAUCCAGGAGGUCAGCGCGCGGCGCGAUAGGUACAAGGUUGACAAAGGUGUUGAACGGCCUGUUGUCACGAGUGUUGAUAGCCUUCGCCUGUCAGCUCUCUACAAAAAGGAGACAGAGCUCAUUGGCACCGAAGAGAAGAUCCAAGAGCUAGUCAAGACGAUGACCGAGGCGUCUAAGCAGCAGCUGAAGAUAGUCUCCAUUGUUGGUUUUGGGGGAUUAGGCAAGACAACUCUUGCUAAUGCGGUGUAUCAAAAGCUUAAAUCACAAUUCGAUUGUGGGGCUUUUGUUUCCGUGUCUCUUAAUCCGGACAUUGAGAAGAUUUUCAAGAACAUUCUUCAUCAACUUGACAAGCACAAGUAUAGUAACAUCAAUGAAGCGGUGUGGGGCGAAGCACAGCUCAUCAGUGAGCUAAGAGAUUUUCUUCUAAAAAAGAGGUAUUUCAUUGUGAUUGAUGACAUAUGGAACAUUUCUGUAUGGAAAACAAUCAAACAUGCUUUCAUUGAGAACAGAUGUGGAAGUAGAAUAAUCAUAACAACUCGUAUUCUUGAUGUUGCCAAACAAGUUGGUAGUGUUUAUGACCUAAAGCCUCUUUCUCCUAUCGACUCGAGAAAGUUAUUUCACCAAAGAAUAUUUGGUAUCGAAGACAAGUACCCUCCUACUCAAUUAGCUGAAGUAUCUGAGAACAUUUUAAAGAGAUGCGGUGGAGUACCAUUGGCUAUAAUGACAACAGCUAGUAUGCUAGCUAGUAAAAGAGGAAAUGAUUGGCCCAAGGUGUACCAAUCUAUGGGUUCCGGGCCACAAGAUAGUUCUGAUAUGCAGGACAUGAGAAGGGUAUUAUCAGUGAGUUACUACGACCUACCUGCACAUCUGAAGACAUGUUUAUUGUUUAUCAGUGUGUAUCCAGAGGAUUAUACCAUUGUUGCUGAAGAUUUGAUAUGGCAAUGGAUUGGUGAAGGUUUUGUUCAGGAAGAGCAUGGGAAGAGCUUGUAUGAAGUAGGAGAGGAAUACUUUGCUCAGCUGAUUAACAAAAGUUUGAUUCAACCUGUAGAUAUUGGGAGUGGUAAUAAAGCGAGGGCUUGUCGUGUACACGAUAUGGUGCUUGACCUCAUCACUUCCCUUUCAAGCGAAGAGAACUUCCUAACAAAAGUAGGUGGUCUGCAGCCUGUGUCUGCAUCAAGCAAGAUACAUCGACUGUCUGUACAAACCAGAAAUGAAGAUGAUUUUAAAAAGCUGGCAACCAUGAGCUUGUCUCAUGUGAGAUCACUUUUUGUAUUUGGGCAAGAUAUCAAUUUACUGCCAGCCCUCUCAAGCUUUCCAGUCAUACGUGCAUUGGAUUUAAGUUACUGUCUGAAUGUGGAUAAUCAUCAUGUGAAGAUUAUGUGCAAUCUGCUUCACUUGAGAUAUUUACGGCUGUGCAAUACAUCCAUAACUGAGAUCCCAGAAGAGAUCCGGAAUCUGCAGUUCUUGCAGGUACUGGACAUAAGUCAGACUGGAAUAGAAGUGUUGCCGCCGCAAUUUGUCCGGCUAACGCAGCUAGUGUACCUGCAUAUUGACAGGCGGACCAAGCUGCCAGAUCAGUUUGGCGAUCUGAAAUCCUUGCAAGAUUUUCCAGUUAUCCCCACUAUAACGUCUCCAUCCAUGCUGCAUGAUGUAGGGAAGCUGACGAAACUGAGAAACCUUCUCAUCAGUUUCGAUGAAUGGAACGAGAGCUACGAGGGACCUUUCUGCCGGUGUCUCUCGAAUCUGGUCAAUCUCAAAACGAUAAAAAUAAUUGGUGCCCAUCUCGGCUUAGACUCCGGAAGCGACUAUUUGUUGCCGCGGCCUCGAUACAUUCAGACAAUUCAUCUGAUCAACAACAUCAACUGUGCACUGCCAAGAUGGAUGUCGUCCCUGUCCUGCCUCUCCUUCCUCGUAAUCCAUGGCCUAAGAACGCUGCGAGCGGAGGACCUUCGAGUGCUUGGGAGCAUACCAUCGUUGAGUUAUCUUGACAUAUGGGUUGUUGAACCCACACAAGAGAGACAAGAUAGGUUAUUGAUCGACAUCGGUCAUCCAUUCCCUUGUCUAACAACACUCAAGGUCGCCAGUCACGUCAUGGAGUUACGGUUUGCCCAGGGAGCCAUGCAGAAGCUCCAAACCCUCAAGCUACGGUUCUCGGCGCGGCAAACACUGGAUCAGUUUGGCGAUUUGGAUUUCGGCCUGGAGAAUGUCUAUUCGCUUGAGCAUGUGUAUGUCGGGAGGUGGUCCAAGCCUGAGCCCGGGGAGGUGGAGGCUGCAGAGACUGCAGUCAGGGAAGCGCUUGGCAUGAAUCCCAACCGGCCGACACUCGAGCUCAGCAAGGGCAAAGAGGAAAUACCCUCUUGUGGGGGAGUGGCACUGAAUUUACUACUGCAAAGAAGGAAGUUUGCAUCUGACACAACGUCGUUACUUGGAUCGGCAAAAAGGGCUGAAAGCCACGCACAGCUCAACUCUUUUGGCACAAAUGUUAACUUCGAUGGGAUUACCCUCCAAAACGAAGUAAAGCACCUCAGGAUCAUCAGGGUUGAUGGCUACCAACACAGGCUUCUUCUUCGGCAGUCCAGUUUCUUUGUAGCUGGUGUCAGCCCAGAUAUCCGCAAACUUGAAUUCGUAAUCGCGAGUCCAUUGCCCUUGAUUGCCCAACUUCCACAUCUUAACGAACAGCGCACGGCAGCGACGGUUGCCGACAUCUCUGUCUCGAGUGUGUGUAUCUAUAUCAUCAGGGAGUGGCACGAAGAGGAGCUCCGGCUCUUCAGCAAAAGGAUCACAGCAGAGAAGACCUUGCGAGAGAUCCAACCACCAGAGCUUCCCUUGGUGCGAGAAUGUACGGGCACCAGACCACCGGCAUUUGAGGGGAAAGGGAAGAAUUUUCUUCACCCAUUCACAACCGAUCGCUAUGAGUUUACACAUGUGCGCUUGAACGAUGUUUUUGAUUUCAUCGAGGGCUACUUCGCCUAUUUGCACAUGAACUUCAAGGCGAGGAACGUUGCCACAUGGUCAGAGCAAAUCUUCUUUUCUGAGUUGAUGGCAGAAAUGGAUAAUAACGACAAUGCCUCCAAUGGAUAUUAUCGCGUCAGUGCAUGCGACAUUGUUGAUGAUAACUGUGCUGGUGGCCGUAAACAAGAAGUUGAGUGUAAGUACAUCCCAGGAUAUAAGAAUGACAUGGAAAAUUGCUAUGUAUGUGCUGAGAAAAUCAAGCACCCUGUCGGAAGUACAUACAAAGGAGGCCAUUCUGUUUCGGACUAUGGUGUGGAAGAAAAUUCUACCGAAUGA
Molecule: messenger RNA, 3675 nt
Organism: Triticum turgidum subsp. durum (durum wheat)
Lineage: Eukaryota; Viridiplantae; Streptophyta; Magnoliopsida; Poales; Poaceae
Source: the annotation of a GenBank genome assembly